Messenger RNA from Penicillium riverlandense, 453 nucleotides. RefSeq lists its product as uncharacterized. Bases 1 to 453 code for a protein of 150 amino acids. The record is from RefSeq and is a predicted model, not a curated record. The transcript has a single exon. Lineage: Eukaryota; Fungi; Ascomycota; Eurotiomycetes; Eurotiales; Aspergillaceae.
AUGCUAUCAUUCAAGCGUGUUCUGCUCAUAGCCCUCUCCCUCGCGGCCACUACAACGGCUAUGAAUUGCCCCAAUAGCUGGGGCACAGCGGCCGACAAAUGUUGCUAUGGCAGCUUGGAGGCUGACAGUUCCGGGAAAUAUUGCUGCGUUGCGGACCAUAUCAAUUUCAACUUCAACAACUAUAAACCCAGAAGUGUUUCACCAGCGCAGAGUACGGCAGGCUCAGGUUGCUACACAAAGGUUCCCUUGACCGCAAGCGAUUAUUCCGCGCAGGUCUCUUCAGCAUCAUCGGCGCUUGCAGCGGGUGCCACCAACUCUCCUUCAACCAACGAGGCGUCUCCUACAAGCUCGGGUGCUGCAGCUCCCACCACCAAUGCCGCCGUGCCGAUUGCCGCAGCUCAAGAAAUGAUGCUCGGUGGUGCCGCAGUCGUUGCCGGUCUUUUCGUGCUGUGA